GGGGUUAAGCGGAGGAGAUUUAAUUGGGCUGCACUGGGAGCCGGGAUCACAUGAUGAGUGGAUGACCCGAGUCUGCUGAUCACAUUGCUGGGGAUGGGGCAGAAGUUCUGUUUUCUUUUAUGACCUGAGAAGAUGGGGGGGAAAAUCUUUCCUUUCCUCCAGAAACUUUGUCUGUUCUCCCGAAAUUCUGCCGCCGAACCCGACGAGUCCAGAACAUUGCUACCCAAGAAUGCUGUUGGACAGCGGAAGUCAGAACAUGCCCAGGAUACCCGGCUUGGAUUCCAGUACUACACCAAUAACACCGGUGAUGAAGAAAAUGUGGCGACCUCUGACCCCGGUCCCCAAAAAGAACGAUUACUGCUGUUCACCUACCGCCCUGACCCUUUUGUCCCCUUCAUCAAAUACUUUAUGUUCUGCGUCAACUCCGCCAUCUUCACCCUGGGGUUGGCCAUCCUGAGUAUCGGCUUCUGGGGCCUCGCCGCCAAGCAGUCCUUGAUGGGCGAGCAGAUUGGAUACCUAGGCACCGACCCCAUGCUGGCGUUCGUGCUCGUGGGCCUAUUGACGUGCGCCUUAUCGUUUUCCGGGUGUGUUGGGUUUAUCAGGGAGAACACUUGUCUUCUCAGGACCUUCCUUGUUGGGAUAAUGGUUCUGAUCGUGUCGCAGUGCUUGGUGGCCAUCGUGGUCCUUUGUUUUCAGCAGAAGAUCCAAGAUUCCUUGAGGAGCACCAUGCUGGUCGCCAUGAGCAGAUACCAAGAGGAUUCCGACCUGAAGUUCAUACUGGACGAGGUCCAGCUGGGCAUGGAGUGCUGCGGAGUGCAGACCUACCAAGACUGGGACGUCAAUCUGUAUUUCAACUGCUCGUCUCCCGGGGUGAAUGCCUGCGGCGUUCCGUACUCCUGCUGCAUCGACCCGCUGCAGAACGGCACGGUACCCAAUUCUCAGUGCGGCUUCGGUGCCCUGGGGAUGGGAGAAAUCGCAGCCAGCGGCCUCGUCUAUCUGGGGGGCUGCAUUCCGCAGCUGGUGCUCUGGAUUCACGGCAGGAUCUGGGAUAUUGCGGCGGUUUACGUCUUGCUGACCGCCAUCGAACUCGUCUUCCUGGUCUUCGCCCAAAGAGUGAUGCGAGAGAUCGAGGUGAUCAAAUCUCUGUACUGAAAGUUUCCUCUUACCUUUUUCAUUAAACUACUACUGACAUAU
Messenger RNA from Rana temporaria (common frog), 1194 nucleotides. It is a transcript of the gene TSPAN10, whose product is annotated as tetraspanin 10. The coding region runs from base 133 to 1152 and encodes 339 amino acids. The record is from RefSeq and is a predicted model, not a curated record. The transcript is spliced from 3 exons. Lineage: Eukaryota; Metazoa; Chordata; Amphibia; Anura; Ranidae. Gene Ontology annotation, cellular component: membrane.